AUGAUUGGACCUCUCGAUACAAGGAGACGAGAUAAACGGUGUGAGUAUCAUAAAGACCACGAUCACGACACUAAUAGUUGUUAUGCACUAAAAGAUCACCUAGAGGAGUUAGUGCAAGACGGUCGGCUUACGCAACACAUCCGAAAGAACAAUUCAUUAAACACAAUGGCUCUACAGCUAGAUUCACCUCCACUUGGUGUAAUUCUUGUGAUAUACAGCUUGUCGACGUCAUCGGAGAUGCGUACAAUUCAGUUGCAUUCUAGCCACCACAGACCAAUCACGCCAGCGAAACGGCCCCAUGAAACUGGGAGGAUUAGUUUCGAUGACACUGACUUGGUUGGAGUAACUCACCUCCAUACUGAUCCCCUCGUCAUCAAGCUACGCAUAAACAGAUUCACUAUUGAGCGUGUUCUCAUUGACCAGGGCAGCACUUUCGGAAAAUAA
Messenger RNA from Camellia sinensis, 444 nucleotides. The record is from RefSeq and is a predicted model, not a curated record. Lineage: Eukaryota; Viridiplantae; Streptophyta; Magnoliopsida; Ericales; Theaceae.